ACAACAAGUUGAAGUUGUACUUCUCGUUCUAUGUAUAUAUAUUUUCGCUAUAAAUUUACUUCCUAGAGAGAGUACAGUAUAGAUCUAUUUGUUGGCAAUUACCGCGGUUACAGCCUACAAACCGUACGUGGUUCGACUCGGGCAAUGUACGUGUAUUUAUUGCUUAACGAUAUUUGUAAAAGGACUACCCGGGUUUCUCUGGAUCUGGAGAAAUGUGUCCCGUACGUCGGGACGUACUCGGAAGGUACUGUGGAUCCGCCUUUAUGGUACAAAGUGCUGGUGUUAAACUCGAUUCUAGUUGAUUGUGAUUGUAGGACUGUUUUCUGGAGUUGUGAAAAAUGCGACGUGGAUAGAAGAAAACAUAGUGACAGUCCGGAGGAUGGCGUUAACACAGACGAAGUUCGAUCCUUUUUCAAAGAUAAAGAACAAAUGUUUAAGGAGAAAGUGUGUGUUGAACUCGAUCCUACACAAGAAGAAAUGUUUGAGACGGCUGAAAUCAUUUUCCAUAAUCUAAGCCCGGAGAUAUUUGACAGAGAAGGAAAUGUGACUACUUAUAAGAAUCUCCUGAAGAUUCUUCAUGUUUAUAUUCUACCUCACAUUCAGUUUCAUCAAAACCAAGAAACAUUCGUGCAAGACGUUUUAAACACAGUCGAGAAAGAAUACGAAAAUAUUGAAAUGCUUAUCAAAAUGAAUGUGCAGUUGAAGAAAAACACCGAAGAGAUACUCCUGAAGCAGAGGCGACACUUAUUAACAGAAGAUGGCGUGUCAAAUAUUUUGAAUAAUAUUCCGAGAAAUGGUGAUUUUAUAAAACUGUUGCUGAAACAUACAGAGAAAGACGUUCGACAUUUGGAAGACAUUCUGUCGAUGCUGACCGAUAAAAUCACACCACUGAGACAUGCAACUGAUGAAGCAAGUGUGAGCCUUCUUGCAGACACCAGGGCUGAAAGAGAUGCAGUAUCAAAGGAAAAAGAGAGAAUUAUUUUGGGGAGAGAGGAAAUGAUGAAUGGAUUACUUCUUCAAAGGAAUACGGUGGCAAAAAGCAUACCCAAGCAACAUGUGAAAAUAAGCAGAUCGCAGUCAGUUAGAGCAGAUCAAAUUACUGAUAGAUUCGAAAGAUACGAAAGAGAAUCUGCUGAGGUUGAAAAUCUGAGUAACGAAAUAAAGCAACAAAUCAAUAUAAAGAUAAGACUAUCGAGUGUACGGGAGGCGACAAGCUUGACAUUGAAAGAGAUUCAAGAUGACGGGGCAUCGUAUGGAUAUAACAGAAAAAAAGGUUCUCUGGAGAUUGAAGCAGAUUUAUUUGACCCGACCAGGAAACCUGAUGAUUGGGCAACACUUAAUGAACAUGUUAAAUCAUACUUAAAAACUAAUCAGUCCGACUUCAAAACGAAUCAUGAUGAGUUUUGUACACGAUUUAAAGAAAAUUGUAAAGCAAUACAAGAGAGAGCUAAACGUGAUUUUCUGUUAAACUUUGGCUCUCUUGGAACUGGUAGACAGGCUGUGACUUUUGGAAACCAUAGAUCGCACCAAAACGCGAUGCGAUUCUCAACAAGAUGGCUUUUUGGAAGUGUUGCCAAAGAAGAUUGUGAGGCUUUAUGUAGGCAGAUAUCUGAUCACAUACUUCAUAUGGCAGAUGAAAUUGUAGUAGAAAUGCAAGGACAUGAUAAAAUAUUGAAGACGACACACUCAAAAGUGUAUAUCUGCUACGAGGAGCAUGUUUCGGAAGAACUAAUGCCUGUUUUAUGCAGACUUUUUGAACAAAGUUAUAGAAAACAGUGCGAACAGUUAUCGGUCUGGAUUGAAAAAUAUGCUGAAACACAACUUGAUUCUGUUAAUAGGACUUUGAAAAGUCUGUUCCCUGAUGUGACGACUACGGUGAACUGUAACACGAAAAUGGGAGACAAGAAAGGUGUCCAGCGUUCAACAAGUUUUAUAGAGUCUCUUGUCGGCAGGAUCAGUGAGACGUCCAGCGGCUUAUCAGAAACUUUUGACCGGACUUGGAGCUUCUUGUUACGUCGCGACAGAGGAGCAUUCAGCGACCCAACUCCGCAGAUCACCUCGCAGACACUGAGCACACGAUUAAUGUCCGCCUUCGAGAACUUUUAUGCUACAAUACAUGACGAGGCUACUGCAAUGUCUAUUUUUAGUAAGUUACGUCAUCUUACUCGGGCCGUCCAAUCAGCCGAGAAUACGUUUUCCGAAUUGCGCGCGAGAACCCACCAGAGCAGCGAAAUUUGCACUGACGAUAUUUUAGACAUUCUAAUACUGCUAAUUUGUAGACUGGGGCCCAAACGUUUACUGAAACUCUACGCUCAUUUGAACUUGAUUCUUCAUUUGAGUCCCUACUUUUUACAGGGAAGCAUCAACGAAUAUUCUCUUGUUUCACUUUCGGGAGCAUUCCAGCAUUUGUUUGAACGACAGGAGAUGCACGAUAAUUCCGUGCAGGAAAUCAGUACAGAAAAUUGAAACUGUUGCAUUCUGGAACUAAGACAACAAUGCAUCAAAACAUGUACUAUGUGCAUUAAUAUCACCGGGUUGUCUCACUUGUCUGGUGGUUUAGUGGUGACACAUUUGACUUUCAAUCCAGAGAUCCGGGGCUCGAAUCCCGGCAUAUUCACCGAAAAUUUCUGAGGUGAUCUUGUAUAUAUCUCCCACCUAAAUAAGUUAUCAGUACUGGUUAUUCCCAGGAAAGUCGGCUUCGUGUGUAUCGGUUCUAUACACCAGACACGUUAAUGAACCGGACUGUAUAUUCUCCAAGAGCUAGGCUAAGUUCGCCAGACAGGCAUUAAUCUUUUUCGGUAGAAGCAUUUUACUUAAACUAUAACAGAUACAAUGAUAUGUAAAUGCACCAAAUAAUAUUUAUUCAGUUUAGUUGACUGCCUCAGUUGUUAUCAUCAAAUAAAAUUUUACAAGGA
This is a messenger RNA of Mercenaria mercenaria, 2915 nucleotides long. RefSeq lists its product as uncharacterized. The record is from RefSeq and is a predicted model, not a curated record. The transcript is spliced from 2 exons. NCBI's taxonomy places the organism in Eukaryota, Metazoa, Mollusca, Bivalvia, Venerida, Veneridae. Bases 145 to 2466 code for a protein of 773 amino acids.